CAGCCAAAUGGAUCACCGACACGGUUAUGUCUAGUGUACAAGUUUAGUGUACACCGCGCCGUCAUCUCGUCGCGUUGCUCUUUUUACUGCGCUAUACCGUAAAUCAGCAUGACGGUGGCGCAAUGUUUUCGUCGUUAAAGUUUUCCACGCUACGAUCGAAAAAACACACAUCUCCGAAGCAAAGCGUGCAGCACCGGAAAUCUACGAGCAAAUGUAAGGAGCCUACACGUGAGCAACAUUGGCUGUUGGAGAAGGUGUGUUCGACCCAGAAGAGUGAAGACAAACGAAUGGUGUCCAAGCACACAAUUUAUGAGUCCAGUAACUACUCGGAUCAAUGUACUAGUAUAUAUCAGUAUGUGAAGCACAAAAUCAUUGACGUGUUCAUUGAACGGGAAGACGGUAGUCUCGGAAUAGUGCUACGUGGUGGUGCACAUCCGGAUCCUGACAUGUGCAAGCCGUUAACUGUGACGCAUGUUAGACCCGACGGACCUGCCGACAGAGAAGGCACAAUUAAGGUCGGUGAUCACUUAUUAGCCAUCGAUGGUGUUUCAUUGAAUGGCUUAAUAUUAGCUGACGCUGAUGCAGUACUUAGGCAAUCGGACGGAGCAUGCCGAUUGACCGUGAGAUACCAAGUAUCGGCGGCGGAAAGAGUCGGUAAUGCCACUUGUCCACUGUUGGUUGAAGUUGAAAGUCCGAGACCCCAUCAAUUAGGUCUAACUUUGACAAACACAAUCAAUAAUAGUGCGGUUGUAGUCGAUCACGUAAAACCUGGUAGCAUUGCCGAACGGUGUGGUGCUAUAUUUCCUGGUGACCAGAUAGUGGCAGUCAAUGACACGAGGGUAGCUGGACUAAGGACAGCAGCCAGUGACGUAUACAAACUGUUACGAACAUGUGGAGGCGCUCAGUCCACUCUGAGACUAGAAAUAAUACCGGCAUUUACCGCAGAUUUAAUACACGCCGACUACUGUUCGUCAUACGAUUCACGUCAACAUUUGUACUCCGUAUACGAAGAUCCUAUCGAUCCAGUAACUUGGGAACCAGCGGAAACGCAUAACGUAGUACGAGUAGAUUACACUAUAUUGACUUUAGUGGCUGAUGAAAAUGGUCGGUUUGGAAUGGACAUUCGAUCGAAUAACUUGGCAUUGGUCGUUUGUUAUAUUGAACCAGGAGGACCCACUGACAGAACCGGUUGCGUGCAAGUAGGUGAUCGCAUAUUAUCUGUGAACGGGUGCAAGAGCACCAGUUUUGUACCUUUAUUCCAGCAACCACUGCACGAUUUUUUAGGACCCGAAGUAAAAAAUGCCUGCAUCAAGGUGGAGUUUGAUAUAACAGAUUUUGUAGUACCCACGUCGGGAGAAUUUACAGUGAAAUUGCUGAAAAAUGACUACAGAAGUCUCGGAAUUACGAUAACAGACGAUGGUAAUGGGCAAGUGUGUAUUUCGGAAAUCGUACCUGGUUCGAUAGCUCAUCGAUCUGGCACAUUAAAAAUUGGUGACACAUUAUUGGCUGUGAAUAAUAAAUCGUUGAGUGAUUGCACUAGACAAGAAGCAAGUAGUAUACUCCAAGAAGCCGGAGAUGUGGUGACGCUGCGAGUACGGACUUCUAAUACAGCUAUAGAUGAUUAUGAAAAUGAAGAUGAUUUGGUUCAGUACACAGUAGAAUUAUACAAAAAAGGUGAACCUUUGGGUAUUACCAUCACAGGUUCGGAAGAUUCCAGAUUACCUAUUUCUAUACAAGAAUUAUCACCAGGUGGAUUGGCCGACCGAACAGGUGCCAUACACGUAGGUGACCGUUUGCUGGCGAUUAACGGCGCAGACCUGUCCGAGGCACCGUUGUCCACUGCCAUAGCACAGCUGCAGAACACCGACGACAGGGUAGUGAUAACCGUUUCAAGACCGCAACAACGAUCGUUGUACACCAGCGCUGGUAUGCUGUCUGGUUCCGCCGCCGCCGCGGAAGAUUCGGCCAUCGAGUCGGACACCUGUACCCGGUCGGCGCCCAACCUGCACGAACCAACGCCCGACCGGAUCGUGUUCCGACACAGGUCCAAAAGCGCUCAAAGGAAGGUACCGGAGUUCGACAGUGACUAUUUCGGCGGCACACUUCGUCCAUACUACAUACGCGAGCACGCAGACUACGACAUUGACAGCAUAUUUAAGAUAGCCGAGAACCAGGAUCGAGAUGGCCUGCUCGAUUUUGACCUGUUCCAAGUUACUUUGUUCAAGGACGCGGUGUACGAAGAUUUCGGUUUCAGUAUAUCAGAUGGUUUAUACGAGCGAGGAGUUUUCGUUAACAACAUCAGAAAAGGAGGACCAGCUGACUUGAGCGGCAUGCUAAAACGAUAUGACCGUAUAAUUCAAGUUAAUAAUACCAGGACAGACGAUUCCGAUUGCUGUUUGACUGUGCCAUUGGUGGCGUCUGCCGGAGAUAAAAUUACACUGACCGUGGAAAGACGAAACAACAUGCAGAGAAUUCAAUUUCCUUAGAAAAUUGACAGUCAUCACGUAUUAAAUUUACUAGUACGUUAUACUAUACUGCAUAAAUUUCUUUUUAAAUCAAUUCCUCGGACGCUAUAGCUUUGUUUUAGGACUGAAGACUCUUUGCGUUCUAUACGUUUGGUUUAUGUAUAAUUAAUUAUUUUUCUUUGUAAAACGUACUAUGCACUAUAUACAUAACAAGUUACAAGUAAAAACUAAUCCUAUAUAACCAUUAUAACUAUUUAAUAAGUAUUCGUUAAUAUUGCAAUUAUAAUUUAAGUUACAAUUUAUAUGUUACAUUUUUAUAUUUUAUUUUUUUUUUUACUCUUAUUAUUUUUAUUUUGUUCUUUAAUUAUAUAAACGUUUUUAUUUAUACUAGCACGCACGUGUGUGUGAGCGUGUUGAAUGUGUUCAUACUUGAUGUAUUUAAACUAGAUAUUUUGAAUAAUUAAAAUACUUAUAAUAAACUGUAAUUUAAGAAUAAUCAUAAAUGAUCAUUUAAAUUUUUAGGAUCUCAUUUUUAGUAUGCAGUUUACAUUAGAUAAAAACCCAUUUAUAAACUAAUUAAAAUUUUAUUCAUUGUCCCAAAAUAAUGUUAUAUUUAAAUAUGUAUCAUUUUCAAUAAGAAAAAGUGGUAUACAUGUUAAAUAAAAGCCGAAAAACAAAGAACCGCCUCCAUAGUUAGGAGUUCUAUGGCUAUUAACUAUACUUUACCAAUCGUACUUUUUAUAUGUGCAUGUGUAUUAAUAUUGCAUACUCAGUACGCCGGAUAACAAUAUGUUAUAUUAUCUUCGUAAAUUAAAAAAAUAUCUAUCAAAGUUAUAGCAUCUUAACUCGAUCACAACGACGAGAUGCAGAACAUUUCAAAUCAUAUUUCAAAUAAAAUAUUAUGAAUAUAAUUAUGCCUUAUGUACAAAUAAAGCAAUAUUUUGUUGAGUAGAAGUAUUAAAAAUUAUUUGAUUAGCAUUAAAUAAUAACUUAAAUAAAGAUAAGAUGAAUAAUCGAUUACGGUAAACGUUUGUGUCUACCUAUAAUCUUAAUUUAUCUUGCUAUAUCAUUCAGUUAUCGACAUACCACUCAGUUACAUCAUUUGUCAUUUAGUCUGUAAAUUGUGAGUAUACCGAAAAUAAGUAGUUCAAUUGCAAAAAAAUUCGAGAAUGGAUUUCCACAGCAAACAAAGACACUGAGGUUUUCACUACUGACGGAAAAUUAGAAUUUUAUAACCCUUGUGGAAAAUCUAUUGUUUGUAAUUUUAAAAUAUAUUAAGUUGUUCGGAAAAUUCACUAUUUUUUUCAUUAAGUAUUUCAGUAAUUAAUUAUUUGUUAAUGAAUAAUUUAUUUUCUAUUAUUACUUACUUAAUUUGUAAAUUUUAAAUAAAUAAAAAAUAAUUCUUGCAUAUUUUCACGCUUAUAAAAAAAAUUGUCACUAACGAGUUUUGAUUUUUUUUAACUACAAUAAGAACAAAUCAUAAGGAAUCUUGUAUUCAAUUUUCAAGUUAUUUUGGUCAACCAACAUUUUUUUAUCGACGCUUAAAAAAAAAAUUCUCAGAAAAAUCUAAAAUUUCUGUGAUCUAUAAAUAACUCAAAAAAAGUCAAAAUAUUUUGAAAAUUUAACCAUGUAUUAAUAACAGUAACAUAAAAUGUGGUGAAAAUUUCAAAUACGAGUGUUUACAGUGAUUCGUUUUCGAGUUACAAUAUAAAAAAUCGAUUUUGUCAAAAACUGGUUUUGCGUAAAAAUUCUCACUUUUCCGUCUCUUUUUUGUUGUUUAUCCCGGUUUUUUUUAAAACUGCAGGAAACUUCUUACUUUUUACUAACCAAUGAUAUUUAAUUUGUCACCGGAAACCAACCCUGAAAUUUUAAAUAUUUUCGAUAUAUUAUGGUAAACAUAAGCACCCAAAAAAAAACACAUCAUUGUAUAAUACUAUAGUCUAUAAUAGAAUUGAUACAUUCAUCACUCCGUUCUAAAUCUAAAACACUUAACACUUCUACUACUUACUCAUUGGUUGCACUAGAAUGAGAAUACUGAAUAACAAUAUUAUACUUUUGUAUAUUUUAAUCAUUGAAGUUAUGUAAUAAUUAAUAACUUACUGUUAUUAAAUUGUUCAGUUCAGUUUUUAAUGAUUUAAAUACGAAUUAAGUUAUAAUACAGAAUAACAGAAUCUAUAGUAUAACUAUUAAAUUUAUGAUAAUUGUUCGGUAAAUUAUAAUAUGAAUAAUUUGAAAUCCGUUAUUUCCAGACUUGUAAAGUAUUUAAUAUCCUUGAAUUUAUUGUGACCGUGGUUCUAACCAUAUUUUGAUGGUAACCUAUUUCUACUAUCUGGUUACCGAUUACGGUAAAACAUCCCGUAUUAGGUUGAAGCUUGAAGUUGUACACUGCAUGCGAUUUCAUACUUAUUUUAUGAUAUAGUAUUAAUUUAUUAAUUUAUUGGAUUGUGUACUUACAAUUUUUUUUAAUAACACUAACAGUAAUUAACACUUUCAAACUAUCCCAAUAUGUCAGGACGUGAAGGAGGAAAAAAGAAGCCUUUAAAAAAUCCUAAAAAAGAAUCUAAAGAAAUAGAUGAAGAUGAUUUAAAAAUGAAACAAAAAUUAAAAGAACAACAAAAAGCAUUGAAUGAUCUUAAAACUAAAGCUGCGCAAAAAGGACCAAUGGUUAGUGGUGGUAUAAAGAAAUCUGGCAAAAAAUAAUGUAUGAACUAUGUAAUAAUUAAGAGAAAAACAUUAUAUCAUUUUAUGUAAAGAACCAAAAAUCUGCUAUAUGAUGAUUUCAAAAUAAAACAAUUUGUGUUAUUUACUACAAUAA
Messenger RNA from Aphis gossypii (cotton aphid), 5280 nucleotides. It is a transcript of the gene Grip, whose product is annotated as glutamate receptor-interacting protein 1. The record is from RefSeq and is a predicted model, not a curated record. Gene Ontology annotation, molecular function: protein binding. The transcript has 14 exons. Lineage: Eukaryota; Metazoa; Arthropoda; Insecta; Hemiptera; Aphididae. Gene Ontology annotation, biological process: neurotransmitter receptor transport, endosome to postsynaptic membrane. Bases 123 to 2486 code for a protein of 787 amino acids.